UGGCAAAACAAACACAUGACAUUACCUUAGUAAAUGAAGGAGACAAAACUCGAUAGCUAUUGACUAUAUCGUCCACUCCCAAACACACAAAACGCAAUCCAAAACUAGAGGUUAUAAUUGAAAACAAAAUAUGUAAAACCAUGAACUUGCCAAAGCUCUAGUUUAGCAACACAUUCUUAUUGGCUCUAAACUCAUUCAACUCAACUUAAUGGGCUCCAUCCCCUGUACUCAUCCUAUAUUUCCUCAUAUUUCCACUCGAUCAAGAAUACCCAGAUCCUUGUUCUUUAAGCACAAUAAAAGAUGGUGGAAUUUGAGUUGCUGUGCUUCUAGCUUUGAUGAUCUGAGUUCAUAUAAUUUGGAAAACCAAAAUGGGUCUCUGAAUAAUAAUUCAGCUUCUUUUGGCGCAUUAGAUGCUAAAAUUAACUCAGAAUCCAUUGAUUUUUUUGUUAGUGAUGCUGAAGGUGAUCCUGAUUGCCCCACCAAAGGUUUUUCCUCUAUUGAUCAGGCUCUCAUCACUCUUAAACAAGGAAAGUUUGUGAUUGUCGUAGAUGAUGAAAAUGAAGACGAAGGAAAUCUAGUAAUGGCAGCAUCAUUAGUCAGUCCCCAAGCCAUGGCCUUCUUGGUCAAACAUGGAACAGGAAUCGUAUCGGUAGGAAUGAGGGGGGAUGAUCUUGUAAGACUAAAGCUUCCUCUAAUGUCACCAGAUAGCGAAAAUGCAGAUUCUGCUGCUCCUACUUUCACUGUCACUGUGGAUGCUAAAGUGGGCACAACAACUGGUGUAUCAGCUUCAGACAGGGCAAAAACAGUUGCUGCUCUUGCAUCUCCGGACUCUAAACCCGGAGAUUUCAGAAGGCCAGGUCAUGUUUUCCCCCUCAAGUAUAGAAAUGGUGGGGUUCUAAGGAGAGCAGGACAUACCGAAGCCUCUGUUGAUUUAGUUAUGUUGGCUGAAUUAAGACCAGUUUCAGUUCUUUCGGCCAUAAUUGAUCAAGAUGAUGGUUCACUAGCCUCUUUAACCACCUUGAGAAAACUAUCUUUGGAGCACAACAUUCCUAUAGUCUCCAUCACUGAUUUGAUUAGAUAUAGAAGAAAAAGGGAAAGAUUAGUAGAAAGAACUGUGGUUUCAAGGGUUCCAACAGAUUGGGGACAAUUUGAUGCUUACUGCUAUCACUCCAAGUUAGAUGGAAUUGAGCAUGUAGCUUUUGUAAAGGGAGACAUAGGAAAUGGUCAAGACAUCCUAGUAAGAGUUCAUUCCGAGUGCUUAACAGGUGAUGUAUUUGGUUCUGCUCGAUGUGAUUGUGGGAACCAACUAGCUCUAGCAAUGGAACUGAUUGAGAAAGCGGAAAGAGGAGUUUUUCUUUAUCUACGAGGCCAUGAAGGGCGAGGAAUUGGCUUAGGACAUAAACUUCAAGCUUAUAACUUGCAAGACCAAGGCCAUGACACAGUUGAAGCCAACCUUGAACUAGGACUGGCUGCUGAUGCGCGUGAAUAUGGUAUUGGUGCACAGGUUUGCAAAUUUCACUGUCAGAUUCUGAGGGAUAUUGGGGUUCGAACCAUGAGGCUGAUGACCAACAAUCCGGCAAAAUUCACUGGCUUGAAGGGUUAUGGCUUGGCUGUGGUAGGAAGAGUUCCUGUCUUAACACCUAUAACUAGUGAAAAUAGAAGGUACUUGGAAACCAAACGUGUUAAGAUGGGGCAUAUGUAUGGAUCUAAUGUACAAGAAUCAUCGGCGGGUUUCAUUGAUUCGUCGGAUACACAAGAGAGUGAAGAAGAAAAAGGUUGAAAUUUUUAGUACAUAUUCCUUCUAAACAUACCAUAUUUUUUUUUUUUUUUUAUCAAAACAGUUUAAUCUUUUCAUUAUAGGAGAAAAGGUUUACUUGUAUUAUUCUUUUGCAAAUUAAAUACAACUAAAAUUACACAAGCAAGUACAGUACAUGAAAAUAGCUUGUACAAAGAUCAUAUUCCGGAUUCUGAAUGAUAAUGAUAAUUUUGUCUCA
This is a messenger RNA of Chenopodium quinoa (quinoa), 1994 nucleotides long. RefSeq names its product monofunctional riboflavin biosynthesis protein RIBA 3, chloroplastic-like. Gene Ontology annotation, molecular function: GTP cyclohydrolase II activity; 3,4-dihydroxy-2-butanone-4-phosphate synthase activity. The transcript is spliced from 7 exons. Lineage: Eukaryota; Viridiplantae; Streptophyta; Magnoliopsida; Caryophyllales; Amaranthaceae. Gene Ontology annotation, biological process: riboflavin biosynthetic process. The record is from RefSeq and is a predicted model, not a curated record. Bases 209 to 1780 code for a protein of 523 amino acids. Gene Ontology annotation, cellular component: cytosol.